This is a messenger RNA of Gamsiella multidivaricata, 535 nucleotides long. RefSeq lists its product as uncharacterized. The coding region runs from base 70 to 384 and encodes 104 amino acids. Gene Ontology annotation, cellular component: mitochondrion. Gene Ontology annotation, biological process: mitochondrial respirasome assembly. The record is from RefSeq and is a predicted model, not a curated record. The transcript has 3 exons. Lineage: Eukaryota; Fungi; Mortierellomycota; Mortierellomycetes; Mortierellales; Mortierellaceae.
UUUGCAUUACUCUCUGCGCACACUUGCCUACCACUUCCACUAUUGAUCCCUCAGCAAUUCAAACACACCAUGUCUAGCAACCAGUACUACGAUGAGGAGACCGAGACAGCCUUGGAGAAGGUCAAGCGCCUGUUCAAAGAGAACAAGGUCGUCUCUGCAGGUGUCGGACUGACUAUCGCUGCAUUCAUCGGAGCCAGCUAUGGUGUUAGGACAGGUCGCCGUGAGUUUGCGCAACACAUGUUCCGGGCCCGUGUCGGUUUCCAGUUUUUCACCAUCGCUGCGCUGCUGGGAGGAGGCAUGUUCUAUGACAAGAAGCGCAAGGAGGAGCGCCUGGCUCUCGAGCAGACCCGUAUCGCACUUGAGGACGAGCAGAAGAACGUCUAAGCAGCAGAGGAAAAAAGAACGCGCACCACCGCAUCCCAUUGCAAAGAUGAGAGAGCCUCGGACUAGUCGGGAAUAUAGUCGACCAACGUAGUUCUGUAAUUUAUCGCUGUAUACAUAAAAACAGGAGCGCAACAGUCGCUUCGUAACCGAA